AUGGCGUCAACUUCGGUCUUGCAAAAUGUUCUCGACGGGAACAUCCAUAAAACCAUUCCAGCUUCAACAUACGAUGACAAGUUAGCUGCAACUUACCAAAACAUCCCAGUCCCUCAAAAGGCAACAACUUUUAACCCCGAUGUCCAUUUGAAUUACUUUGCUUCGCCACAAGCCAAGGAAAAAUACCACAGCACGAAAAGAAUCACUCUCAAGGAGUUGGGCCACGAUGAUAAGCCAGGCAGCAUCAGCCCCAUUGGAGUCAGCGAUCCGUUCCCGCUUUUCACCCAGGAGGCCGUUGACAUUAUGAGGUCGGAGGUUUUGCAACGGGACACUUUUUUGAAAUAUGCACGUUAUUGCUUCAACUCCACCAGUGGAAUGGAUUGCACUUUGCGUGGCUACGUCAAGAGCAACGAAGAUGGCAUUGUGUGCCCCUUCACUUAUGCCGCGUGGACCCACCCCAAGACCAUGGCGUUGGUUUCGCAAAUGGCGGGCAUCGAGUUGGAGAUUAUCAUGGAUUACGAAAUUGCCCAUACCAACAUCUCACUCAAGAGCGAAGAUGAAGCGUUUGAAGAGAAGCUCAAGCAUCAACGCAGCUUGCUUGAUUCCAAGACUGGCAGGUCCAUGUCUCUGGAUGGUAAAGAUAUCCCCGCUGUUGUCGGAUGGCAUAACGACUCGUACCCCUUUGUAUGUGUCUUGAUGUUGAGCGACACCACCAACAUGAUUGGCGGCGAGACCAUGUUCCGUAUGGGCAAGACAAAGUCCACCGACACCGACGAGGACACCUUUGGCAAUGUUGCCAUUGUGCCUGGUCCAACUCAAGGCUCAGCUUGCGUGUUGCAAGGUCGAUUGAUUGAACACUUGGCUCCUAGUCCCCAGGGCGUCAGUGAGCGUAUCACCAUGGUUACCAGCUACAGAGCUCGCAACCCAAAGUUGGCUGACACUUCAAUUUUGAGCACUGCAAAACCUGAAGUCAACUAUGGUUCGAGAUAUAACGAGUUUUACGGACAAUGGGUUGGAUACCGCGUGGAGUUGAUGAAGGAGAAGUUGGACUUGGUAAAGAAGGAGUGUCGCGGCGAAGGUGACAAGGGCAGAUUCAACAAAGAAGAAACUAUCAAGACCUUAAAGGACAUUGAAGAGUAUUUGGCCAAGACUUAUAAAGAGAUGGAGUUGACCGAGGAGGAAGUUGCCAAGAUGUAUAAGAAGGACUUGGUUUAG
Lodderomyces beijingensis is the source of this 1215-nucleotide messenger RNA. Lineage: Eukaryota; Fungi; Ascomycota; Pichiomycetes; Serinales; Debaryomycetaceae. The record is from the annotation of a GenBank genome assembly.